Messenger RNA from Ceraceosorus bombacis, 2687 nucleotides. Lineage: Eukaryota; Fungi; Basidiomycota; Exobasidiomycetes; Ceraceosorales; Ceraceosoraceae. The record is from the annotation of a GenBank genome assembly.
AUGUCGCCGUCGGCGACUCAGCCAGUGGAGCAGUCCCCUGCUGCUCCGCCCACUGCUCAGAGGCCGUCUGCUCAAGAUGCUCCAGGCGGUUCGGCAUCGCAGAGCGGCAAGAGAGCAACGAAGAACACGCAGAUCUCGGUCAUUGCAGGAUUGGGCAGGGGUGAGCAGGAAGCCAAAGAUGGUGGCAAGACAUUUGAGAAGCAGGUCGACUUGCCCAAAUUGCCCUUUCCGAAGCUGGAGGAUACGUGCAAGAGGUAUCUGGACAGUCUCGAGGCUUUGCAGGUGAGCAAAUGGCGCCGCGCGCGCUCUCUCCGUUGAGCUUGUUCAUCGUUCGUCUCAGCUCAGCUUCCCCCGCUCUCCUCUGCACAGUCCAAGGAGGAGCACGAGCAGACGACAAGAGUGGUGCAUGGGUUCCUGUCAAAUGAGGGUCCCAAGCUUCAUUCCGAGCUGCAAAGGUACGCCAGCGCGCGACCGUCCUACAUCGAAGAAUUUUGGGACGAAAGCUACUUGACCGCUUCAGAGUCCGUGGUGCUCAACCUCAAUCCAUUCUUCAUCUUGGAGGAUGAUCCCACGCCUUCGCGCGGCAACCAGCUCAUGAGAGCUGCGAGCUUGACCCUCGCCAGCUUGUGUUUCAUUCACGACCUCAGGCAUGGCGUGUUAGAGCCAGACAAUGUUCGCGGCAGUGAGUCGGCGCACCUCACCUUUCAGCAAGACCAAAGCUGACGUGGCACGCUGCUUGCAGCUCCCCUUUGCAUGUCGCAGUAUCCAAAGUUGUUCGGCACCACGCGCAUUCCCACAGAGAAUGGGUGCAGGCUGGAGCACUCGCCCGAGUCUAGGCAUGUCGUCGUCAUGCGUCGUGGUCAGAUCUACUGGUGAGCACUGCCUCUGCGCUUGCAAGCAGCUGCGCUCUGAAGAGAUGCUCACUCGCCAAGCCUUGAUCUGCUUUGUAUUGCCGUGCCACAGGUUCGAAGCCCUGGAUGAAGACCACAGACCUUUGCUGACGGAGCGAGCGCUUCUCAGCAACUUGCGAGCAAUCUGCAAGGAUGCGGAUCAGACAGCUCCGCGAGAUGUUGCCAAGGGCGCUCUCGGCAUUCUCACCACUGAGAAGCGCAAGACGUGGGCUGGGGUGCGCGGUAUCUUGAAGGAGCAUCCUCAUAACGCAAAGUGCUUGGAAGUAGUGGACAGUGCGCUAUUUGUCGUCUGCAUGGACGACAGCGAGCCUCAGGAUCCGGCGCAGCUUUGCUCCAACAUGCUCUCGGGAACGAUUCAGCUGGAUGAGGGUGUUCAGGUCGGAACCUGCUCCAAUCGCUGGUACGACAAGCUGCAAAUCAUCGUCUGCAAGAAUGGCGCAGCCGGUAUUAAUUUCGAGCAUAGCGCUGCCGAUGGCCACACGGUGCUUCGCUUCGUGGCCGACAUCUACACGGAGCUGAUCAUGCGCUUUGCUAAAUCCAUCAACAGUGCUACAAAGUCGCUCUUCCAAGCAAAGACCAGUCCUCACGCCAAGGGCGCUGGCGGCGUGGGCAAGGCAGCGGAUAAGCAGAAAGACUUGGCAGUAGAGACAGACACUGCACCCAAGAAGCUCGAAUGGAAUCUGUCUCCUCCCGUCAGCGCUGCUAUCCGCUUCGGAGAGACUCGACUGAGCGACUUGAUCCAUCAGCACGACGUGCAAGUCCUAGAAUUCAACGAUUGGGGCAAGAACUUUAUCACGAGACACAAGUUCUCGCCAGAUGCGUUCGUGCAAAUGUCCUUUCAGGCAGCUUACUACAAGCUGUACGGCAGAUCCGAGACGACGUACGAGCCUGCCAUGACCAAAGCGUUCUUUCACGGUCGAACAGAAGCUAUUCGCACAGUGCAGCCGUACACUGCAGACUUUGUCACCGCGUUUGACGACAGCAGCGUCAAGAACAAGGCGAAGCUGGAGAAGCUCCGCACAGCUUGCGCAGGGCAUGCAAAGCUUUCCAAGAAUUGCGCAAUGGGUUUGGGACACGAUAGGCAUUUGUACGCCAUGAACUGCUUGGUCAAGAAUCUGGUCGCGCAGGGCUCUGCCGAGUUCAACAGCAUACCUGCCAUCUUUCAAGAUGCAGGCUACGCCACUUUGGGUCAUACCAUCAUCUCGACUUCCAAUUGCGGCAAUCCAGCUUUGAGAUUGUUCGGAUUCGGACCUGUCGCACCUGACGGCUUUGGCCUUGGAUACAUCAUCAAGGAUGACGCUAUAUCUAUCUGCGCUUCUUCAAAAUUCCUGCAGACCGCAAGAUUUAUGCAGGAGAUCGCCGCCUAUCUCAAACAGAUAGAAAGCAUCAUCAUGGAGUGAGUAGUAGCGAUCGCUUUACCUGUUUGCGAGCUCGGGCAGAGGACGAGGGAGUAGAAGGGAGUAGCUGAAAGCGACGCUGAUGUGCUCUCCGCUCCUCGUCGCGUCUUGCAGAGCAUAUCGCGAAGCCAAUGUGCACACGACGAGCACCUACAUUGACCAUCAAGGCAGAGAGUGCGACGUGCGAACAGGUCUACCCAUCGGAUCGAACCAGAACAAGGGAAAUGGAUAUGCCGACGACGAUUACGACCAGCCAGGCACUGGAUACUCUUUCUACGAGGAGCAGAGCACCAAACCCAAUCAGGACGAUGCCGACGGCGUCAAAUCGCCCAGAAGUAGGCUGGCUGGUGUUGGUCGACGUCUACUUGAUGUCGCUUGA